Eruca vesicaria subsp. sativa (arugula) is the source of this 498-nucleotide messenger RNA. The record is from the annotation of a GenBank genome assembly. Lineage: Eukaryota; Viridiplantae; Streptophyta; Magnoliopsida; Brassicales; Brassicaceae.
AGAGAAAGCGAUGAGGAAGUCUACAGAAUCUCCGGCGACGUUGGGUAUUCUGAAAUCAGAAGUCAAAUCUGAGAAACCUCCUUUCAGACUUGCCGUCGAUGACACCAAACCUGUCCUUCAGGAUCCGAUUCUGAGAUCGGACCCAAUGGAGACAGAAGAAGCUGUGCUCAGAUUGCCCUCCUUCCCACCCAUAAGAACUUCUGAAUCCUAACUGAGCUUAGAAUCUAUAAUAGCUUAAGGCCAGACAAGUGUUUCAGUGUUUGUGCCAGCAACACCAUACCAGAGUGUUUUUUCAUUGCAUUACCAUGACAUUGUAAGCAUUGCAAAUAAAUUAAAGUUUGGUUUUGGGUUUUUUUUAAAAGUAGUCAUCCUGUACUUGAGAGAGACACUUGUGCCACCGAAUCAUUGAAUGAGUAAAUGCUCUGCCUCUGGCAAUAAACUCGUAACCAACAUUCCUAUUUUUCUUAACUAAAAUCUCAAACAUGUACUAUGUUGUAU